Molecule: messenger RNA, 945 nt
Organism: Colletotrichum chrysophilum
Lineage: Eukaryota; Fungi; Ascomycota; Sordariomycetes; Glomerellales; Glomerellaceae
Exons: 2
Coding region: 1-945 (314 amino acids)
Biological process (GO): pyrimidine nucleotide-sugar transmembrane transport
Cellular component (GO): intracellular membrane-bounded organelle; Golgi membrane
Molecular function (GO): pyrimidine nucleotide-sugar transmembrane transporter activity
Source: RefSeq, a predicted model, not a curated record
AUGAACUUCUAUCGCCGAUUCGGUCCUGGAGCAUCUCGCGAGGGAUACGAAGCUGUAAAUACCAACGACACGGACGACGCGAACACUGCACUUGUUGCGAACUCUGAUGGGAGACCGAAGCCGCCGAGCGACGAAGGCAACGGCGCCAUCCUCCGUGGUCCUCGUAUCCUCUUGCUGGCACUCCCUGCUGUCUGCGACAUUCUUGGGACAACAUUGAUGAAUAUUGGCCUGCUCCUCGUUGUUGCCUCGAUCUACCAAAUGACUCGCGGCGCUCUUGUUCUCUUUGUUGGGCUGUUCAGUGUCAUCUUCCUUCGCAGACAUCUCUAUCUCUUCCAGUGGUUAUCUCUUGUGGGUGUUGUUUUCGGUGUUGCCAUCGUCGGCCUGGCCGGCGCCAUCUAUCACGAGGACAAGAACACACAGAGUGCCGAGGACGAAGGUGCUCCGACGUCCAACGCACUGCUCUCUGUCAUCGGUGUGUUGUUGAUUGCUGGAGCCCAGAUAUUCACAGCGACACAAUUUGUGCUAGAGGAGUGGAUCCUCGAAAGAUCAGCCAUAGAACCCAUCAGGGUUGUCGGUUGGGAGGGUCUAUUCGGCUUCAUCGUUACAGUCAUUGGCAUGAUUGUCCUGCACCUCGCCAUCGGUCGCACUGACGCUGGUCGUAAUGGGUACUUUGACAUGGUUGAAGGCUGGAGGCAGCUCACAGAGAAUCGAGCCAUCGGUGUGUCCAGCAUCCUGAUCAUGAUCAGUAUCGGAACGCUCUUCAUCUGGAUCGUCUCUCUCGGCUUGCACUGGGAGACAUUCAAGUGGCUGCAAGUCGCUGGUUUCGCCCUCCUCGUCUACUUUACGUUCCUCUUUAACGGCAUCGUCCAGCCCCCUUUCAAGUUCCUCGUCCCGGAAGAAGAGGUAGAGGAGUUGUUACCGGAAGACCCUAUCGAACACCAGUAG